Messenger RNA from Dama dama (fallow deer), 7164 nucleotides. RefSeq names its product zinc finger protein 805-like. NCBI's taxonomy places the organism in Eukaryota, Metazoa, Chordata, Mammalia, Artiodactyla, Cervidae. The transcript has 10 exons. Gene Ontology annotation, biological process: negative regulation of transcription by RNA polymerase II; regulation of cytokine production; regulation of immune system process. The record is from RefSeq and is a predicted model, not a curated record.
CGUGCGACGGUUCGGUCCACGCCAGCUGUCGGGAGCGUUAAAGCUAUUCUGUGGCCUCUUCCAGUGCCGUCUUUGCAAAUGAGUAGAAAGGUGGCUUGGGUUCCCUUCCGCGCGUUCGAGCUGGCUGUGAGCCUCCCAGUGAUCGGCCAUCUCGCCCAGAGCAAGGAACGAGCGGCGGUCGGCUGAACCCGCGGGACUCGCCUCUGUCGCCGCCUCUCCGGGUCCCGCUAUCUCCUCAGGGGCCAUGAUGGCGGCGGCGUGGAUGGACCCGGCGCGGCUGUCUGUGACGUUCGAUGACGUGGCUGUGACCUUCACCCAGGAGGAGUGGGGACAUCUGGACCCGGCCCAGAGGACCCUGUACCAGGAGGUGAUGCUGGAGAACUGCGGCCUCCUGGUGUCUCUGGGGUGUCCUAUCCCCAGACCUGAGCUGAUCUACCAGCUGGAGCACGGGCAGGAGCUGUGGACGGUGAAGAGAGACCUCUCCGGAAGCACCUGUCCAGGUGACAAAGGAAAACCCAAGACCAGAGAAUCUACCACUUCUGAGCCAUCCCUGUUUGAGGGAGCCUCAGUCCAGGAACAGCUAACACAAAGAGUUUCAGAGGAGUCCCAGUUGGGCCAAAUCAACGAUCCAGAAGAGCCAUUGGAAAGGCAUGAAGGACGCUUGAGACCAGAGAUAGAAGCCCAGAAGGGGAAGCUCCCUGGGAAACCAAGCUGUGAACAUGGCAGCUUAGGGAGAGCUGGUGGUAUGUGUUCAGGGAUCACAGAGGAGCCAGUCCCCCCAGGGGGUGCUGUCCAUGACCGUGACGCCUGUGGAUCAGAUAAAGAUCCCCUGACUCAGGACGAGGAAAGUCUCUUCAAAUGCAGCGAGUGCGGGAAAGUUUUUAAUAAGAAACGCCUCCUUGCGCGACAUGAGAGGAUUCACUCAGGAGUGAAGCCCUAUGAAUGCACAGAGUGUGGGAAAACGUUUAGUAAGAGCACUUAUCUCCUUCAACACCACAUGGUCCACACUGGGGAGAAGCCCUAUAAGUGCAUGGAGUGCGGCAAGGCCUUCAACCGUAAGUCACACCUGACGCAACACCAGCGGAUUCACAGUGGGGAGAAGCCUUAUAAAUGCAGUGAGUGUGGAAAGGCCUUCACCCACCGCUCCACUUUUGUUUUGCAUAACAGGAGCCACACUGGAGAAAAACCGUUUGUGUGCAAAGAAUGCGGAAAAGCCUUCCGAGAUAGGCCGGGUUUCAUUCGCCACUACAUCAUCCACAGUGGUGAGAAUCCAUAUGAGUGCUUCGAGUGUGGCAAGGUGUUCAAACACAGGUCAUACCUCAUGUGGCACCAGCAGACCCACACUGGGGAGAAGCCGUACGAGUGCAGCGAAUGUGGGAAAGCCUUCUGUGAGAGCGCAGCCCUCAUUCACCACUAUGUCAUCCACACCGGGGAGAAGCCCUUCGAGUGCCUCGAGUGUGGCAAGGCCUUCAACCACAGGUCGUACCUCAAGAGGCACCAGCGGAUCCACACUGGGGAGAAGCCCUAUGUGUGCACCGAGUGUGGAAAGGCCUUCACCCACUGUUCUACUUUUAUCUUACAUAAAAGAGCCCACACUGGCGAGAAACCUUUUGAGUGCAAAGAAUGUGGGAAAGCCUUUAGCAAUCGGGCAGACCUCAUUCGGCACUUUAGCAUCCACACUGGAGAGAAGCCGUAUGAGUGCACGGAGUGUGGGAAGGCCUUCAACCGCAGGUCUGGCCUCACCAGACACCAGCGGAUUCACAGUGGAGAGAAGCCCUAUGAAUGCAUGGAGUGUGGGAAAACCUUCUGCUGGAGCACAAACCUCAUUCGACACUCCAUCAUCCACACUGGAGAGAAGCCCUAUGAGUGCAGUGAGUGUGGAAAGGCCUUCAGUCGCAGCUCGUCCCUCACUCAGCACCAGCGGGUUCAUAGUGGCAGAAACCCCGUCAGUGUGACAGAAGUGGGAAGACCCUUUACAAGUGGGCAAACCUCAGUCAACCUUCAAGAACUCCUACUGGGGAAAGACUUUUUGAAUGUAACCACUGAGGAAAAUCUUUUGCCAGAAGAAACAACUUUCUCAGAAUCUGAUCAUUCAUACCAAAGAGAAACCCCACAGUUUUCUUCCCUGCUGGUGAGGAAGCUGUUCUUCUCACCUCUGCGUCGGUCAGUGUGCGAGCCUGACAUCCGCCCCGGGUCCUCCGUCACGGGGGUGGCUCCUGAGCGCCCGCCGGGGCUCCGAUCCAUCCCCGCAGGCAGCCUCCGGGCGGCGGGCGGUGAAUCCUGGAGCCGCCGCUGCGGCCCCACGCUCUCCACAAGGCCCCGCUAUGGCGGCGGCCUGGAUGGACCCCAUGCGGGAGCAGGGGUGGUUCCUGUGGAUUCUCCCUGGGAGUCUCCAGGAUUCAGAAAGCAGCGGAGCCCGUACAGGCCUGUCCACUUCCAUGCAGCUAUCACCGCUUCGGGUGAUGCUCCUGUGAGGUGUGCGAUGAUGUGCGAAGUUGUUCCACAGGUGCCUGUUACUUACGAGGACGUGGCCGUGACCUUCACCCAGGAGGAGUGGGGGCAUCUGGGCCCCGUCCAGAGGACGCUGUACUGGGAGGUGAUGCUGGAGACCUGCAGGCUCCUGGUGUCUCUGGGAUGUCCUUUGCCUGAGCCAGAGCUGAUCUCCCCAGCGGAGCCUGGCCCUGAGUCACAGACGUCGAAGAGAGGGCCCACCCCUGGCUCCUGCUCGUGUGACAACAAAAACCCUGAGGCCCCACAGCCUGCCCCUUCCCACCCAGCCUCAUCUGACGAAGUCUCUCCCCAGAAACAACUGACUCAGUGGGACUCAGAACACUCCCAGCUGGUGCAAACCAAGGAUGGGGAUGGGCCGUUGGAGAUGCAGGAAGGUCCCCUGAGACCAGGCGUAGGCCAUCAGGGGAAGGAACUCCCUAGGAAAGUGAACCCUGAUCACCAUGGUUUAGGGACAGAUGACCGUCUGCCCUCGAGGACUGCACAGCAGCGAGUCCCUCCAAGAGACAUGCUCUGUGAACGGGAGUCACGCGGGCUGGUGACAGGACCCCUGACUCAUGAAGAAAACUUUCCCUGUGAGUGUGGGGACUGUGGAAAAGCUUUCAGCACACAUGGCUUCCUUGUUCAACACGAGCAGCUUCACUCUGGCGUGAAGCCCCGUGGAUGCACAGAGUAUGGGAGAGCCUUCAGCCAGAGCACACACCUCCUACAGCACCUCCUGAUGCACACCGGGGAGAGGCCCUACGAGUGCAGCGAGUGUGGGAAGGCCUUCCGCCGCAGGUCACAGCUCACAGCACACCAGCGGAUCCACACCGGGGAGAAGCCCUAUGAGUGCCGUGAGUGCGGGCGGGGCUUCUCUAACAGCACUAGACUCAUCCAGCACUCCAUCAUCCACACCGGAGAGAAGCCCUACAGGUGCCUCGAGUGCGGGAAGGCCUUCCACCGCGGGGCACAGCUCACGACGCACCAGCGGAUCCACACCGGGGAGAAGCCCUAUGUGUGCACUGAGUGUGGAAAGGCCUUCAUCUACUGCUCCACCUUCAUCUUCCAUAAAAGGGCCCACACUGGAGAGAAACCGUACGAGUGCAAGGAAUGUGGGAAGGCCUUCAGCAGUCGGUCAGGCCUCAGCCGGCACUUCGCCACCCACAGCGAAGAGAAGCCCUACAAGUGCACGGAGUGUGGGAAAGCCUUCAGCCGCAGAUCAUACUUCAACAGCCACCAGCAGAUUCACAGUGGAGAGAAGCCCUACAAAUGCAUGGAGUGUGGGAAGGCCUUCUGGUGGAGCACAAGCCUCGUUCGACACUCCAUCAUCCACAGUGGAGAGAAGCCAUGUGAGUGAAGUGAGUGUGGAACGGCCUUCAGUUGCAGCUCAUCCCUUACUCAGCCCCAGAGGGUUCAUACUGGGCGAAACUCUGCCAGUGUGACAGAUGUGGGACGACUCUGCACACUUAUGUCAUUCCACACUUUAGAGUCGAACCUCUAAGAAUUCUUUCUGGGGAAAGACUUCUGCACGUAGCCCCUGAGGAAAAUCUUUUGCCAUUGAAACAUCUUACUCAGAAUCUGAUCAUUCAUACCAAAAAGAAAUCCCCUCAUUUUUCUUCCCUGUGAGAAAACCUAUUUGCAAGAUAUCCAUUGUCAUCUAAAGAAUCAUGUUAGAAACGGAGUCAGCCUGGAAACUUAUUCUGUAUCUGAAAAUUCAUGCAGGAGAGUGAGCCAAUCUUUAUUUUGCACUUAGCAAAACCUUCAGGCACAUCUUCCUCCUCAGUUUACACUGCAAAAUUAUCUCAGGGAUAUUUAAACAAAAGAGGAAGAGACAGGGAAGAGAAGAAGAAAUGCAAACACAGCUUUCAGAUAUCCAUGAGGAGCCUGAGGCAUUUUGUCAUCCCUUAGUUUAUCUGAGUUAAGAGGAGUGUUGUUGCAGAGAUCAGAGGACCUCGUUCCUUUUAUUUAUCUUGGAUACACAUGCACUGCUGUCCAUUGUCAGGAGAGUUAAACAGCUGAGAGUGUGUCUGAAAAGAUUUACUAAUAGCCACCUUUGCUUGCCUAGUAGCUCAGACAGUAAAGCAUCCGCCUGCAAUGCAGGAGACCCGGGUCGAUCCCUGGGUCGGGAAGAUCCUCUGGAGCAGGAACUGGCAACCCACUCCAGUGUUCUCGCCUGGAGAAUUUCAUGGACAGAGGAGCCUGGCGGGCUACAGUCCAUGGGGUCUCAAAGAGGCGGACACGACUGAGCAGCUAGCACACACACCUUUGUUCUACAGCAUUGUCUCUACCCUUGAGCAGCCUGUGUCUAUGAGGAAUAUGAAGGCUUGCCUUACACUUUCAUAUUUAAGGAGAUAAAGAUGUAUGUGUGAAUGAACCCAUUUUACUGAAAUGAUUUUUUUUUUUUCCGGCAGGUGAGUUGUUACACACUCCUUAGCGGAUUCCGACUUCCAUGCCACCGUCCUGCUUGACUGAUAUUUUUGAAACAUAAUGUGUCAUGUGUCUUUAACCAGCUGACACUCAUACUUAAUCUCUUUAUCGUUUUAUUUGUCUGUAGGGUGAGUAGGACAGUGUAACUGUGCAUCCUUCCCACAUGUCCCGGUUCUUCCCUCUGAUUCCUCCUUAGAGAGGCUUCACGAACACUUCAGUGAGUUUCUAGAGGUUGAAUUGCAGCCAAAACAGAACAAAACACACAGCUAAUUUAAGCUAAAUGAUAGCAAUACAUUCAGAGAAGGAAUCUCAUUUUUAAUCUUACAAAAGUUUGUGUGAAGAUUCACUGUCAAGUAAAGUGACUGGAAAUUUUCCGAUUGAAAUGAGCUUGUGUCAGUACAGGUACAGGUGAGUUCCACAGUUGUCGCCUUUGGCUUAGUCCCAGCAUAAGGUCUAAUGACUAAUAUCAUUUGUCAGGGUAUUUUGAGAUUCCUUCCUUUUAUUUUUUUAAGCAACAUGUGAUAGUAUUACCUCACGUUAAGAAAUAUACUAUACAGAAAGACAUAAAAAUAAUCAUGUAUUCACUGUGAACCCUUCUCAGGGCUUUUCAAAUGACUCCAUGUCGAGUUUUGUAUGGCCAUUGUAGGCCAUGUAAUUUCUGUUGUGUUACUCUAUGGCAUUAUUGUGAAGGCCACUCUUCAUGCUUUUCAUGUCUUGUCUAAGAAGUCUUCAGCAAGCUCUAGGUUCUUAAAUCUCUGAUACAAGUUGAGUUCCUUUUUGUAUUAACCGUUUGCAGUUUAGGUUGUGGUUUUUCUUGCCUAAGGAUGUUCAGUUGUUCUUGGCACCACUUGAAUAGUUGAAAAGACUAUCCUGCCUCUAUUGAAAUGAAAUUAGUAACAAAAAAAAAAAAAAUCUGUUGGGUAUGUUAAUUUUUUGGACUGUUUCUGAGUUCUUUAUGUGAUCCUACUGAUCUGUGUAUUUAAACCUCUGCUAAUAUGUUAUGUUGAAUACUGUAGCUAUUAAGUCUUAAAAUUGGAUAAAGUACUUCCAUCUUCUUUAUUGUUUUUUUCUUUAUAGUUUUUAAAAUCGAUUUAGCUUCCCAUGUCAAUUUUUCCUUUGGUUUUCUGUAUAAGUUUUAACAUGUACUUGUCUAUAUAUUAAAAACAUCUUGUGGGAUUUUUAUAGAAAUUCCAUUAAUCUAUAGAUCAUUUUUGUGAAAUUUGGCAUCUUCAUUAUGUUGAGUCUUCCACUCCAUGAACAUGGUAUGUUUCUGCAUUUAUUUGGAUUUCUGAUUUAGUUCAUAAGUGUUCUAUAAUUUUCAGCUUACAGAUCCUGAGCAUAUUUUGUUAGGUUUUUAUUGAGUUUUUAACUUCAGUUUUAUCAUUGUCAUUACUGUUAUUGAGAAAUAUAUUAAAUUUUUAUAUGUUGACUUUGUAUCCUGUGCCCCUUGCUGGACUCAUUUAUUAGUUCUAGCAAGUUUCUUUGUUUGCAGAUUCCUCAGGAUUUUCUUCAUAAGCAAUAAGUUACCUAUCUGCAGCUCAGCUCAGACGGUAAAGAAUUUGCCUGCAAUGUAGGGGGCCCAGGUUCAAUCCCUGGGUUGGGAAGAUCCCUGGAGCAUGAAAGUGGCAACCCACUCCAGUAUUCUUACCUGGGAAAUCCAUGGAGAGAGGAACCUGGUGGGCUACAGUCCCUGAGGUCACAAGGAGUUGAACACAACUGAGCAAAUAACACUUAACCUGGGAAUAGUGAACAUCUUAUUUCUUCUUCCUUAGGUGUAUCCUUUUUAUUUCCUUUUCCUUUCUUUAUUCUGCUAGCUAGAAUUUCCAGUACAAUGUUGAAUAGAAAUGAUGAAAGAGGACGCCCAUGUCUUGUUUUUAAUGUUAACGGGAAAGUACUCAGUGUUGCUUGACCAUUAAAUAAGAUGACAGUAUGGGUUUUUAUAUAGAUGUUUUAAAAUCAAGCUUGGUAGGUUUCCCUCCUGAUUUGCAAAGAGCUUUCAUUAUGAAUUGGUGUUGAAUUUUGUCAAAUACCUUUUCUCUUUCAGCUGAUAGGAUCAUACGACUCUUCCUCUAUAGCCUGUUUAUAUGAUGGAUUGUCUGACUGAAUUUGAAUAUUGACCAAGCCUUGCAUUUCUGCAGUAAACCCUGUAGUUAUAGAAUAUGGAACACACAGACAUACAUACAUUCCUUUUGCCAGUAUUUUUUCAAGAAAUUUUAUGUGUAAAAUCAUGAGCAUAUUGGCCUAUAC